UCCUGCCUCCCCCUGGCCGCCGCCUCCCGCCUCCGCCCGCCCUGCGCGCUCCGUCCAGCCCGGGAGCCCCGGGAGCCCCGCGAUGCUCCGCCGCCGCCUGCCCCUGCUCGGGCCCUGGCUCCUGCUGCAGGCGGUGUGUGCUGGGGGCCACAUUGCCAAGACCCUGGGGUACCUGGAGCUGGGCACCUCCGGCCUCCUCAAGGAUGUUCCCUAUGGCACCCUGAAGCCUCCGGUGCUCGACCCUGGGCGGCUGGUUCCAGCUGAGCCCCCCCGGGGCGCAGGGAGCCCCUGGGACUGGCAGAAGAACCAGACAACGGGGGAGCUGCUGAACCCCCGCGCCCGGCGCAAGCCCUCGCUCAAGUCCGGCCGCACCAAGAAGAUCUUUGGAUGGGGCGACUUCUACUUCAACAUCAAGACGCUCAAGUUCAGCCUGUUGGUGACGGGCAAGAUCGUUGACCACAUCAACGGCACCUUCAGCGUCUAUUUCCGACACAACUCCUCCAGCCUGGGCAACGUCUCGGUCAGCAUCGUGCCCCCUUCCAAGGCGGUGGGGUUUGAGGUGCUGGUGCCGGCCCCAGCGCCGCUUUCCCUCCCAGCCCCUCAGCAGAGCACCCUGCCCGAGGGGCGCCCGGCCAAAGCCCUCAAUUGCCACGUGGAGUAUGAGAAGACGAACCGGGCGCGGAAGAACAAGCCCUGCCUGUACGACCCGUCUAAGGUGUGCUUCACCGAGCACACGCAGAGCCACGCCGCCUGGCUCUGCGCUAAGCCCUUCAAAGUCAUCUGCAUCUUCAUCUCCUUCCUCAGCAUCGAUUACAAGCUGGUCCAGAAGGUCUGCCCCGACUACAACUUCCAGCACGACAACCCCUACUUUGGCUGAUGGCUGCGGGAAGGGGCAGUGGGCAUCAGAGAUGGAGUCAGAGGGGGACCAGGGGCUCCUGGACCCCGUCCCUGGCUGCACAGUGCCCCCCAUUGCUGCCGCACCGACCUCCCCUUCC
Messenger RNA from Pezoporus flaviventris, 995 nucleotides. It is a transcript of the gene NXPH4, whose product is annotated as neurexophilin 4. The transcript is spliced from 2 exons. Gene Ontology annotation, molecular function: signaling receptor binding. The record is from RefSeq and is a predicted model, not a curated record. NCBI's taxonomy places the organism in Eukaryota, Metazoa, Chordata, Aves, Psittaciformes, Psittacidae. The coding region runs from base 83 to 877 and encodes 264 amino acids.